Molecule: messenger RNA, 1645 nt
Organism: Hyaloscypha bicolor E
Lineage: Eukaryota; Fungi; Ascomycota; Leotiomycetes; Helotiales; Hyaloscyphaceae
Product: aspartate protease
Exons: 4
Coding region: 321-1511 (396 amino acids)
Biological process (GO): proteolysis
Molecular function (GO): aspartic-type endopeptidase activity
Source: RefSeq, a predicted model, not a curated record
GCUCAUCUUGCUAAGAUAACGCCAGCUCCUGCUCCGUCUGAUCUAGGGCUAUGGGCUAUCCUGCUAGAAGCUCUUCGAUAACUAGCGGACCCUGUCAAUCACCAGAAUCUCGCGAUCAAGUUAUCUUUUUGCACUGCAGUGAUUGUCGCAUCAGGCUGAAUUGGACCAAACCCUCCGGCCUCCUAUGCUCAUGAUGGCCGCCCAGAGCUUGAGGCCUGAAGUUAUAAAGCCGAGUGACCUCCCUUGGUUUCGUUGGUACUCCAUCAAGCUCACAGUCUCGCGAUCCUCUUCUCUUUCAACCUCCCGCUGAAGUUGGCAAAAUGUUCUCUACAAUCACCGUUCUUGCCCUUGCCCUCGCGGCUCAAGCAGCACCAACUGCAAAUGUCAUUGGCAGCGCGACAUGGUCUGCUCCUGCUGUCCACAACCCCAGCUAUGUCCGCAAUGGCACGGCAGCUAUGCUGAAGGCUUACGCCAAGUAUCACUUGAAGCCUACACACGAGAUGCCUCUCGAGUUCAUGGCCGAAAUCCAAAAGCGCCAGGAUGGAUCUGCUACGGCUGUCCCUUCCAAUGGGGUUGAAUACUUAGUGUCAACUACCGUCGGUGGUCAGAACUUGAACUUGGAUUUUGAUACUGGAUCUGCAGACUUAUGGGUGUUCUCUUCCCUCCUCCCCACAAGCGAGAAGACAGGCCACAACAUCUAUACUUCGUCUAAGAGCAGCACUUACAAGGCACUUUCAGGCUACACAUGGAGUAUCCAGUACGCGGAUGGUUCAGGGGCAAGUGGAAAAGUCGGCACCGAUACUGUGACCAUUGGUGGAACUACUGUCAAAGGGCAAGCUGUCGAGCUUGCAAACAAGGUCUCUUCUACUUUUGUUUCAGACGGAUCAGAUGGCCUGGUCGGCCUGGCGUUUAGCAGCAUCAACACGGUCUCGCCCCAACAACAAUCCACCUUCUUCGACAACGCCCAACCCUCUCUCAACUCCCCCCUUUUCGCCGCCUACCUCCCCUACAACGCCGACGGCGCGUACGAUUUUGGCUUCACCGACUCCUCAAAGUACACCGGCAGCAUCGUCUACACCGCCGUUGAGUCCGGCAACGGCUUCUGGGAGUACCCGUCCACCAGCUACAAAGUCGGAUCAACAACCUACACCCAAUCUGGCUUCACAGGUAUCUCAGACACCGGAACGACCCUCAUCCUGAUGAGCGACUCGGCCGUUACAAACUACUAUAAGAAAGUCACCGGCGCCUCCUACGACUCCUCGCAAGGAGGGUACACCUUCCCCUGCAGCGCGACGCUUCCAACCCUCUCCAUCGCCAUUGGCUCCGGGUUCGCCACGAUCCCUUCCUCUCUCCUCAACUUCGGCUCUACUGGCAGUGGAAGCACUUGCUUCGGGUCUUUGCAGAGCGUUGGAAGCGGCAGCCAGGCUAUUUAUGGAGACGUCUUUUUCAAUGCUUAUUAUGGCGUUUUUGACGCGAGCGGACCGAGCUUUGGGUAUGCUCCUGCUGUUUAAGGAGAAGUAGAAUUGAAGCAUGGAGCGGUGGAUAGAACUGCGGAUUCUUAUUCAAUUGUUUAGCACACGUAGGGGGUGCAUAUCCUGUUACUUUCACAUUUGGAGACUUGAACAAUAAAGCAUACUUUUCGUCC